Messenger RNA from Rhineura floridana, 6423 nucleotides. It is a transcript of the gene ABCC10, whose product is annotated as ATP binding cassette subfamily C member 10. Gene Ontology annotation, cellular component: membrane. The record is from RefSeq and is a predicted model, not a curated record. Gene Ontology annotation, biological process: transmembrane transport. Gene Ontology annotation, molecular function: ATP hydrolysis activity; ATP binding; ABC-type transporter activity. Bases 786 to 5402 code for a protein of 1538 amino acids. Lineage: Eukaryota; Metazoa; Chordata; Lepidosauria; Squamata; Rhineuridae. The transcript is spliced from 22 exons.
GAAGGGGGCUCCGAUUAAUCCUGCAGCCGUGGAUACUUCGUCGCUGAGUAGAGUGAAGCCUCAGUCCCGAUGGGGACUGAUGGCAGAGGGCGGGCCACUGCUCCUGUUUGCCCCCCCCCUUGUAGAGUCGUCUCCCGCCUCCUUUUUCACACAGCAGCCUCGCAGUGUCUCUUGCACUACUUAGGGAGUGCAACGACAUCUGGCCCUUGUUCCUACGGAGGAGAGGCACGUGUAAUGUGUAUGAACAUUCUGGCCAAUGUAGGUUUUAUAAUCAGAUGGCAGAGUAGAUGGGAACAGCGGCUUUAAGCCUCAUGUGUGAAAGCGCCAUCUUCGAUCUGUCCAUCCGAAGCCUCUCGUAGUGUGAAGACUGAGAUCGGAAGUGUUGGCAAGCCACACAAAUCCCUCUUUUCAGUGUUCAGUGUCAAGGUUGCAGCUGAGUCCUGAAACCCGUUUUUGCAGUCCUAAUUGAACUCUGAAAUAUGUGGAGUAAUAAUAGAGAGGAUGAUUCUUCUGAGAAUGUAGAAGUGCACUUCUCUCCGCAAGGAGUGACCACAGCCACCACUCCUGCAUCACGGGAUGAGGACAGAGGGGAUCUUCUACUGCAGGUCCAGCCUUUACAGAGUCACCAACCAUGUUGGAAACUAACAGUCCCUAGGCUGUGGAAUGCUCUUCCUAGGGAUAUAAGAAUGACCCCCUCCCUGCAGUCCUUCCGGUGUCAAGCAAAAUCUUUCCUAUUCCAACAAGCUUUUGGAACUCUUGGCUGCUGUUCUUGUUCUUGACAUAAGAUGGAGGAGAUCCUUGCUAAUCUGUGCGGCUCCAGUCCUGUAAAUCCACUCCCUGUCUGGGUCCACGGCAAUGUUGGGCAUUGUUUUAACCAGCUGAUUUUAAGUGUUAUUCCUCAUGUGGUCCUUGCUGUAAUCAGUGCCUGCUACAUAGGAACACCAAGGUCUUUAGGCUUUCAGAUUCCGUACAGAACUGGGUGGAAAUGCAGGAUUGUUGCAUCCUUUAUCCUUGCUAGUUUGUCUAUUCUUGACAUAAUUCCAGCAGCCAUUUGGCAACAGAAAUUGGACCCCUUAUACCUGGGCAUACUGUCAAGUGGCAUAGGUACAUUGGCAUGGCUUACUCACAGCUUGGCACUGCUCGCUCUUUACAAGUCUCCAUACAGCUUCAGCCGUGGCCCGACAACCCUACUGAUCUUUGCCUUCUUUCCCUUCCCUUCCCUUAUUAUCACCUUGGUGUGGCGUUGCCAGACUGAGAUGGUUGGUCAGCAGCUUCAGCCUGUCACCAUCUUCAGACUUUCUAUUCUGUGCCUGAAGUUGGCCUCUCUGCUUCUCUAUGUAGUUGGAUAUAUCAUUCCUGUGGCCAACAGGCUAGACUUUCUCUCUGUCAAUGAUUCUUGGCAGCAUGAACCUCUGAUCACAGACUCGGGGACUCCUGCACCAACUUGGCAGGGAGUGGCAGAGGAUGGAGAAAGCUGGCUGUCGCGUUUCUCCUAUGCAUGGAUGAAUCCCCUUAUGAAGCGUGGUUACUUGUGGAUGCUGAAUCGGCCACAGGAUGUCUAUCAUCUCCCUCGACAGCUCCAGGCUGACAGAGUCCGUGAGCACUUCUAUUCCUGCUGGCGGAAGAAGGCAGCUGUCAGCCAAGAAGAUAAAGGGACUGCUUCUUCCACAAACGGAUUAUUUGCCAACAGUAGUGUGAGAAGUGAUGAACUCCCAUCUCCAGCAUGUCCUCAUGAUACUCAAAAAUCUGUACAUCUCCUGUCAGUGUUGCAUGCAGCCUUUGGGCUACGAUAUUUCUCCCUGGGCUUGCUCAAGCUGGCUGGCAGUCUGCUGGGAUUCUCUGGGCCCCUGCUUCUGAACCUGCUGGUUAGUUUCAUGGAGUCACACCAAGAACCUCUGAGCCAUGGGAUAAUCUAUGCACUGGGACUCUUUGCUGGUUCCUUACUCGGUGCCAUCUUGCGUAACCAGUUCAGUUACGAGGUAACGAAGAUUAUGCUUAUGGUGCGCACUGCAGUCAUCUCUGCCAUCUAUCAGAAAGCCCUCCGGGUGAAUGGCAGCAGCCUGGCUAGCUUCACCACAGGUGAGAUUGUCAACUUCAUGAGCACCGAUACAGAUCGGUUGGUCAACUUCUGCCUCAGUUUCCAUGAGCUGUGGAGUCUUCCCUUUCAAUUUGCCAUCACUCUCUACCUCCUGUACCAGCAGGUAGGCAUAGCUUUCCUGGGAGGGCUGGCUCUGGCUCUGCUCCUUGUUCCCAUCAAUAAAGUUGUUGCAAAUCGCAUCAUGAAGAACAACAAGGAGAUGCUGAAGCACAAGGAUGAGCGUGUCAAGCUGAUGACUGAGUUCUUAUGUGGUAUGCGAGUGAUCAAGUUCUAUACCUGGGAACAGCAUUUUGGCACUAGAGUGUAUGCUUGCAGAGCCAAGGAGCUGAAGAGUCUCCGAGCAAUCAAAUACCUAGAUGCUGUGUGUGUCUACCUCUGGGCAGCAUUGCCUGUGGUUGUCUCCAUUGUCAUCUUCAUCACUUAUGUUCUGCUAGGACACCAGCUUUCUGCUACCAAAGUAUUUACAGCUUUGGCACUUGUUGGGAUGCUCAUUCUACCUCUCAAUAAUUUUCCCUGGGUGCUGAAUGGGAUCUUGGAAGCCAAAGUAUCUCUGGAUCGAAUCCAACACUUCCUCGAGCUCGCAGACCAAAAUCUGGAUGCUUACUACUGCAGAGCUGGCUCUUCUGACCCAUCAUCUGCACUGGAAAUGCACCAUACCACCUUUUCAUGGUCACCAGCAAGCAAAGAGAGCACUGAAUCCCACAUACCUAGAGGAAGUUUGCAGCUCUUUAUUCAAAAUCUGGUGGUGGCAAAGGGCACACUGAUUGGGGUCGUUGGGAAGGUUGGAUGUGGAAAGAGCUCUUUGCUUGCAGCUAUCACCGGAGAGCUCAGUAGUCGAGGCAAGCAGGUUUACAUUUGGGAUCUGGAGAAAGGAUUUGGCUUGGCCACACAAGAGCCCUGGAUCCAGUUUACCAGCAUCCGUGAAAACAUCCUCUUUGGGAAGGAAUAUGAUGCCAGAUUUUACCAGGAAGUAAUUGAGGCCUGUGCUCUCUCUGAUGACUUGAAUAUUUUGCCAGCAGGUGAUCAGACAGAAGUGGGCGAGAAUGGAGUUGCCCUCAGCGGGGGACAGAAAGCUCGUGUUGCACUUGCAAGAGCUGUUUACCAGGAGAAGGACCUGUAUCUUCUUGAUGACCCUCUGGCAGCUGUUGAUGCAGAUGUAGCCAAUCACCUUAUGCAGAAGUGCAUUCUGGGAAUUCUGAAACAUAAGACCAGAAUUCUUUGCACCCACAGAACUGAGUUUUUGGAAAAGGCAGACAUCUUAUUGCUGAUGGACAACGGCAGAAUACUCAAGACAGGAAUGCCAAGAGAGAUCCUGCCACUAGUGCAAACUGCCCCUAAACUUAGGGAGAUGUACAAGAGAAGGAAGAAUAAAAUACCCUCUGAAUGUAGCCAAGAAGAGGAUGUGGAGCCUGAGGAAGAAGAAACAAACCAAGCAAAUUGUCUUCUCAAGCAGGAGGAAGAGAAGAAAGAAGGGGCCGUGGCUUUCCAGGUCUACCAAGCAUAUUGGUUGGCCGUUGGCAGCUGCCUAGCAUUGUCCAUCCUUCUCUCUCUGCUGCUCAUGCAAGCUUCUAGGAAUGUCUCUGAUUGGUGGCUGUCAAACUGGAUCUCUAGCCUACCCCAUCCAGAAGAAACCUCUGUCAGCAACCUGUCAGUUUUGCCUUCCUCACAGCUGCUGCUCUUCUCCCCUGGGGGACUCAUUUCCCCAGUGUUUGCUUCCAUCCCUUCAAAUGGCACUUUGGAUGUGAAUUUUUACCUGACUGUAUAUGGCUGCAUUGCUGGGGCAAAUUCCGUCUUCACCAUCCUGCGUGCUUUCCUUUUUGCCUAUGGCACCAUCCACGCUGCUAUUGUCAUUCACAAUAGGUUGCUGAAAAGGGUGAUGAAGGCCACAGUGACUUUCUUCGACAGCACGCCAGCUGGCCGAAUCCUUAAUCGCUUCUCCUCGGACCUGUACUGCGUGGAUGAUAGCCUGCCAUUCCUUCUCAAUAUCUUCCUGGCCAAUAUAUUUGGUCUGCUGGGCAUGGUGGUGAUGAUCACCUAUGGUUUGCCUUGGAUUGGCCUUGUCCUGCUGCCCUUGGCGGCCAUCUACUACUCAAUUCAACGCUAUUACCGGCGCACCUCCCGGGAACUUAAACGCCUCUACAGUCUCACGUUGUCUCCCAUCUACACCCACUUCUCAGAGACCUUGACAGGCCUCAGCACGAUCCGGGCAACCAGAGCCACAGGCAGGUUUGAGACAGAGAACCAGCUGCGAUUGGAACUGAAUCAGCGCUGCCGUUUUACCAGCAACACCGCAAUGCAGUGGCUGGACAUCCGGCUGCAGAUGAUUGGAGUUGCUGUAGUUACUGCUAUUGCAGGAAUCGCCAUCAUCCAACACCAGAAGAAACUGGGAAACCCAGGUCUCGUGGGCCUGGCCCUUUCCUAUGCACUUUCAGUCACAAAUUUGCUGUCUGGACUCAUCACUAGCUUCACCCAGACAGAGACCAUGAUGGUGAGUGUGGAAAGGACAGAGGAAUAUGCAACAGAGAUUCCCAUAGAGCCUCAGGAGGAGCGGCUGCAGGUUGCACCUGAUUGGCCAAGUCAGGGUCACAUAGAGUUCCAGCAAGUGGUAUUGGCCUAUCGGCCUGAGCUACCAAAUGCUCUUGAUGGGGUGACUUUCACAAUUUACCCUGGGGAGAAAGUAGGAAUAGUCGGGCGGACUGGAUCUGGCAAAUCCACUCUCUUUUUGGCCCUUUUCCGUAUGGUGGAGCUGAGAGCUGGUCAAAUCCUCCUGGACAAUAUCGACAGCCAUUCCAUAGGCUUGAAAGCCCUGAGGUCUAGGUUGGCCAUAAUCCCCCAGGACCCCUUUUUGUUCAGUGGGACAAUCCGUGAGAACCUGGACCCUCUGGGGCAGCACACGGAUGCUGACUUACUGCAAGUCUUGGAGCAAUGCCAUCUGCAGACAGUGAUUACAGAGAUGGGUGGGCUGGAUUGUGAGCUAGGGGAGAGAGGAAAGAGUCUCUCUGUAGGACAGAGGCAGCUGGUUUGUUUAGCAAGGGCUCUCCUGACCCAGGCGAAGGUUCUGUGCAUUGAUGAAGCCACAGCAAGUGUGGAUCAGAAGACAGACAGAUUACUCCAGCAGACCAUCCGUCAGCGAUUUGCAAACAAAACUGUACUGACGAUAGCUCACAGGUUAAACACUAUCCUGGACUCGGACCGAGUGCUGGUGAUGCACGCUGGGAAGGUGGCAGAAUUUGAUUCCCCUGCCGUUCUCAGCCAGAAGCCAGACUCCUUGUUUCAGCACCUCCUGCAGAGCGGGCAGCAGUGACUUCCCUGCAGAGACACCAACAUUUGACAUUUAGUACCUCAUGAUGGGGAGCCUUUCCCUCUGCAAUGGGGGGCCCCUUCCUUGACAGCUUAGUGAAACAUGCACUCCAUACCUUGCUGGGAGCAGAGUGGGCAAUAGAACAUUCUCUAUCCAGGACUGCUGAGGGUGACAGCAGGAGACUCAUGCCGCAUCUCAGCACUCGGAAAGAGCCCUGUGUGAAACCCCGGAAGGCUAGUUGCCAGUCCCAUGUAGCCAAUACUGAGCCGGACGGACAGUUCUGACUCUGUAUAAGGCAACUUCCUAGGAGAGCCGAGCAGUUUACGCUGUGUCCUCCUUUCCCUGUCCUGACUUUAUUCAAGAUGUCCCCACCUUAUUCCAAGUGGCAUAACCUACCUUUGUCAUAGAACUUGCUCAUCCAGCCACUUUGGCAAUUGAAUUGCAAGGGCUGGUGGCAUGACCCAUGGAGACAGCCUCACAUCCUCACACAUUUGCAGUAUUUCCCUUCCCAGCCUGAGUCACACCUACAAAAAGGAUACAGGAAGGUCAGAACAAGAAAGCACCACCACAACCACAUGCAUAAAAAAUAGGGGGGGAAUGAAAUGUGCGGUACCACGGGGAUUAGCUUUGCAUUAAAUAGUCAUGGUCUCAAUUGCUUGUGAUGGUGGGGACCUACAGUCUGUUCAGUUUCCCUUGCAUUGUGUGGACAAGGAUCUCAAACGAGACCACUAGGAGAAUUCUUGCAGGAAUUAAUAGGCGGGUAAGAAGGGUCUAAGUGGGCAGAGCCAAAAGGAACUUUGGAGAGGAGGCAGAAUUAGUGGUGAGGCUUUUGAGCAUCAAUCAGCUAGGAGUGUCUAUUGCUUGGGGAUGGUGAGAUAAGUAUCUUCAUUGAAUAGACGUGUUGAUGGAAGCACAGCAGGGGUGGGGGGGAACACAGUGAAGUGCAGCUCUGACACUUUUAUAAUGAUAUAAUUUUGAAUGAACUUUUUCAAAUUUAGUACAAAUAAACAAUAUUCAAAUCUUG